AUGAUCUCAGCCUUGGAUUUAACGACCAAACCGACCAAUAGAUCCAUUAUCACAGUCAACAAUAGCGUCAGACUGGGAACCGAUGCCCACACCGUGGAGGUCGGUGUCAAUACAGCGCCGAUUGAAGAACAAGUGGUUACCGCUGAAGAUAAGGAUGCGAUCAUCGAUGGGUUGAAAGAGAAGCUGAAACAACAGAAAGCUCGUCACCAAAGAGUCCGUCACGCGUUCGACGGCAUUAAGAGCCGCCGCCAGAGGGAGAUCCAGAGGAAUGACGCUCUCGUGAGAGAGAAUAAUGCCAUUAAGGAGAAACUCGAGGAAUAUCGGCAGAAACUAAUCCGACACGAGUCGCACCUGCGAUACGAGUCCAGUGGACCGCUUGUAUGUCAGAUGCCGUCCAGAGUAGAGCAACAGUUGUUCACAUGCAGGCAAGAGGUGGACCAAUUGGAACGAAAAUUGGCGGCCGAGCGGCAGAAGUCAGCGAAGAUCAAUAGAGAGCGGAUGAUCGCUAAACAGGAAGCGUCAGAAAAGGCCCGCAAUUACCCAUUGGUCACCCGAGACAAUGACUCUUUGCCUCAGCUGUACGUCAAUCCAGUCAACCAAAGAGUAGAUCGCUCUUCAGAACCGUUGAUCUUUCUAAGAGGAGCGCCCACACUCACUCUUCGCACUCACACUCUCUUCGCCAGUAAAUUGUGCGCAAAAAUGGGCGUAAAGUUUGGUCACAAAUGUGCGGCAACUCUGCAGACGGCAACCAUCGGGAGUCCGAUCGGCAAAAUAGUGGUCACCGUUUGCGCCGACGGUUUGCAUCGAUUGACCACCGCUUGUGAGCAGCCGUUUGCGGCCAACACUGACGUCAAAGUAGUCCUCUUAGAGGACUCGCCCGACGCCGUCAACAGCGCACACUUCGCCGCUUGUGUCCAGUGGUUGGCCGACUAUUUUGGUGGCCGUAAGCAAACAGUGGCCGACAAUACCGUUCAGUUUUGUCCAUCAGUUUCCAAUUCCGAGUUUUACCGCAAAGUGUGGUCAACACUGAAGGAUGAGAUCAGAUUCGGUCAAACGACGAGUUACGGGGAGUUGGCGUCGAUGGCGGGUAACCCGCGUGCGAGCCGUGCGGUGGGCUCAGCGAUGCGCUCCAAUCCCUUCCUAUUACUGGUUCCGUGUCAUCGCGUCCUCAAUAAAGACGGUUCGGUCGGCAACUUCUCGGGCACCGGAGGGCCGGCUCUCAAACAGUGGCUCCUCUCCCAUGAGAGCCACUAUUUGGCCGACCAUUGAAUUACUGAUUGAGAUGUCAUUUACUACUCAAUUAUGUCUGAAUUACAUGUAA
This is a messenger RNA of Medioppia subpectinata, 1321 nucleotides long. Lineage: Eukaryota; Metazoa; Arthropoda; Arachnida; Sarcoptiformes; Oppiidae. The record is from the annotation of a GenBank genome assembly.